This is a messenger RNA of Gastrolobium bilobum, 1383 nucleotides long. Its product is annotated as SPX domain-containing protein 1-like. The transcript has 3 exons. Gene Ontology annotation, biological process: cellular response to phosphate starvation. Lineage: Eukaryota; Viridiplantae; Streptophyta; Magnoliopsida; Fabales; Fabaceae. Bases 246 to 1115 code for a protein of 289 amino acids. The record is from RefSeq and is a predicted model, not a curated record.
CCAGAUAUACUCUAUUUACGGAUAUUCCAACAAUACCCUCCGAAUAUUCCCUCCCUUUUACCGUUAUAUUACCCACCUCUCUUCCCUUUUUCCUCCUCUUCUUCUUCCCAACCUCAUCAUAUACACACUUUCCCUUCCAAACACUUUCCUCUCCAGUCUCCACUUCAUUUCUUUUCUUCUCUUUUCUCACGUACCUUUUUUUCUUUUUUUAUAUCAUCGUUUUUUUUCUUUGGUAACGGAAAGCCAUGAAAUUCGGAAAGAGCCUCAGCAACCAGAUCGAGAAAACCCUACCGGAAUGGCGCGACAAGUUCCUCUCUUACAAGGAACUCAAGAAGAAGCUUAAGCAGCUCGAGCCUGCGCCCUCCGCCGGCGAGGACCGCCCCUCCAAACGCCUCAGGAUCGAUGCCGGCAACGGCGAUUCAGCCGCCGACGCCGUGGAUAUGUCCAACGAGGAGAGAGACUUCAGGAACUUGUUGGAGAAUGAACUCGAGAAAUUCAACACCUUCUUCGUUGAGAAGGAGGAAGAGUACAUUAUUAGGCUCAAGGAGUUACAAGAUAGGGUUGCCAAAGUAAAGUAUUCUAGUGAACGGAUGAUGAAAAUUCGCAAGGAAAUUGUGGAUUUCCACGGAGAGAUGGUCUUGCUGGAGAACUACAGUGCCCUUAACUACACAGGGCUAGUGAAAAUACUGAAGAAGUAUGACAAGAGAACUGGUGCUCUCAUUCGCCUGCCUUUCAUUCAGAAGGUCUUGCAACAACCUUUCUUUACCAUUGACCUGCUCUACAAGCUUGUAAAGGAGUGUGAAACAAUGCUGGACCGCCUUUUCCCUAUGAAUGAUCCUCCAGCUUCUGGUGAGACAACUCCCCAAGUUGAAGGGUGCGAUCCUUCAACUUCGACCACUACCAAGAGUGAUGGCUUGCUGAUGCCUAAGGAAUUAGCAGAGAUCGAGUACAUGGAGAGCCUUUAUAUGAAGAGUACCAUAUCAGCUUUGCAUGUUUUGCAGGAAAUUAGAAGUGGAAGUUCGACAGUUAGCAUGUUUUCAUUGCCACCGUUGCAGAUAAGUGGUUUGGAAGAAACAUGGAAGAAAAUCCCGGUUCUGGAACAAGCAGCCAAGUAACCUGCUGGGUUACGUUUUGGGCAAUGUAGUGGGAUGGCUAUUCGCGCCUUUCUUUUUUCUUUCAAAUCCGAUGCCUCUGUUAUGCACGCUUUAGAUACUAACACAGAUGUAAGAUGCUAAAUGUAAAGAUGGAAUUAAUUCUAUAGAAUUAUAGGUUUAAUAUAAUAAAACCUUAAGAAUUCACAGGAGUUAUGUUUUGACAUUUUGCUUACGCUCGUAUUCAAUAUGUAAUGUAAUUAGAUAUUAUUCUGUAUCUGCUUCAUAAUAU